Impatiens glandulifera is the source of this 1602-nucleotide messenger RNA. Its product is annotated as beta-hexosaminidase 3-like. Gene Ontology annotation, cellular component: membrane. Gene Ontology annotation, biological process: carbohydrate metabolic process; glycosaminoglycan metabolic process. Bases 1 to 1602 code for a protein of 533 amino acids. Gene Ontology annotation, molecular function: beta-N-acetylhexosaminidase activity. The transcript is spliced from 14 exons. NCBI's taxonomy places the organism in Eukaryota, Viridiplantae, Streptophyta, Magnoliopsida, Ericales, Balsaminaceae. The record is from RefSeq and is a predicted model, not a curated record.
AUGGGUUUGCGAAACAAUUUAUACUUUCUGGGUCAAAUAAUUCUCAGUUUAUCAAUUGUUUCUUUGGCGGCUAAGAAGGUGGAUAAUGAGGUGAAUAUAUGGCCAAUGCCAGUAUCCGUUAGUCAUGGUAAUCGGGUUCUGUAUAUGAGCAAAACAUUUGAGUUGAAAACUAAUGGGAGCAAAUACAAAGAUGUUUCUGGUAUACUUAAAGAUGGGUUCUCCAGAUUACUUGAUGUUAUCAAGGCUGGCCAUGUAAUUGAUGAUCAUUCUGGGGGUGGGGUUCAUCAUUUGACUCAAAUUCAGGGGAUUCAUGUCGUUAUUCUGUCUCCUAAUGAUACGUUAAUUUAUGGAAUUGAUGAAUCAUAUAAGUUAUUAGUCCCUGCAGAAGGAAAACCAGUUUAUGCACAUAUUCAGGCAAACACGGUUUAUGGGGCUUUACAUGGUCUAGAGACAUUCAGCCAGCUUUGUUACUUUAACUUCAAAAAUCGAAAGAUAGAAGUUCGUCAUGUUCCAUGCAACAUUACUGAUCAGCCAAGGUUCUCUUAUAGAGGGAUCCUAAUAGAUACGGCUCGUCAUUACCAGCCAAUCUCGAUGAUAAAGAAAGUUAUCGAUUCUAUGGCUUAUGCCAAAUUGAAUGUUCUGCAUUGGCAUAUUGUAGAUACACAGUCUUUUCCUUUGGAGAUACCAUCUUAUCCAAACUUAUGGCGUGGUUCUUACUCUGCUUCUGAAACAUACACAAUGGCUGAUGCUGCUGCAAUAGUAAGUUAUGCUCAAAGAAGGGGGAUUCAUGUGUUGGCUGAAAUUGAUGUUCCAGGCCAUGCUUUGUCUUGGGGAAUUGGUUACCCUCAGUUAUGGCCAUCGAGGAAUUGCAAGGAACCGCUUGAUGUUAGCAAUGAGUUCGUCUUUAAAUUAAUUGAUGGAAUUCUUUCAGAUUUCAGUAAGGUCUUCAAGUUUAAAUUCGUUCACUUGGGAGGCGAUGAAGUCGAUACAAGUUGCUGGGAAACAACUCCACAUAUAAAGAAAUGGAUGAAUGAACACAAAAUGGUUCAAUCUCAAGCUUAUGAAUACUUUGUUCUGAGGGCACAAAAGAUAGCUUCAUCUCAUGGAUACGAGAUUAUCAACUGGGAAGAGACAUUUAACAAUUUUGGAAGCAAGUUAAACCGAAACACUGUGGUUCACAACUGGAUUGGACCUGAUGUUGCUCCUCAAGUAGUGGCUGCUGGAUUUAGGUGUAUUGUGAGCAAUCAAGACAAAUGGUAUUUAGAUCAUUUGGAUACUCCUUGGCAAGACUUCUAUAUGAAUGAGCCACUUUCUAACAUUACAAAUCCUAAGCAUCAAAAGCUAGUCAUUGGUGGUGAAGUUGGAAUGUGGGGUGAACAUGUAGAUGGUUCAGAUAUUGAACAGACCAUAUGGCCAAGAGCAGCUGCUGCAGCAGAGAGGCUUUGGACACCAUAUGUGAAGCUGGCGAAAAAUGUAGAGGAAGUUGAGGGAAGAUUGUCACAUUUUAGGUGUUUGUUGAAUCAAAGAGGAGUAGCUGCUGCUCCACUCAAUGCACCUGGUAGAGAAGCUCCAGAUGGACCAGGAUCUUGCUUUAUGCAGUAA